AUCCAGUGUUCAGCGCGUCCAUCGAGGCAGGCCUGCUGUAUCGUCCGUUCAGCUUCUCUUCGCGCAAAUCGCUGUCCCCUGGUCUCUGUUGCCUUUCGUCUUUCUCCACAAUGGCCCACCGCAUAAUAACGCAAGUCGUCUUCUCCGGCGCUCGUAUCAUCGGACGCGCCGUCUCCGAGUCCUACCGUCAGGCCGCUGCCUCGCAGAAGUAUGCCGCCGCAAAUGCUGGAAAUGGCGGAGGCAGCGCCUUCUCAUCCUCCAACAUCACCAUGGACGAGGCCUGCAAGAUCCUGAACGUUGGCCCCGGUAAGAUGGGCACAAUAGAAGCAGAGGCAGUCACCGAGCGAUUCAAGCGACUGUUCGACAUCAAUGAUCCGAAGAAGGGCGGCAGUUUCUAUCUGCAGAGCAAGAUCUUAAGAGCCAGAGAGAGGAUCGAACGAGAGUUGCAGGGGCAUCAGCGGAUGGCUGAGAGAGAACAAGAGCUAACAGAAGGGUUCAAGCCAAAAUUCACCAAGGAGGACAAGUGAGCGGGUGGCACUCAUGAAUGGUGUAAGGCCAGGCACUGAGACUUUGUGAACAUGAGGAGAAAGAUGUCGGACGCAUAUCUACGAGCGAAGAAGGGCUUGGAAUUGCAUCAAGAUGGCGUUGGUUUAUGGGCAUAGCGAUCGGACUUCUCUGGGCCUGUCUCGUGGGAGCAGUGGCGCUAACAGCACGUCCUCUCUGAGAACGUCAAAGAGGAGCACACGUGUACUUACACGUCUCUCCACUCUCUCAGGCAGACAUCUAGUCUCUUUAAUCUGUGUCAAAUAUUGUAACAUUAAAUGCUAAGAGCAGUGUAUCAUUCUUCAAGCAAUAUCUGCUGUAGAACCUUGUAUACUUAAAUGAACCACGAAUGGAAAGAC
Molecule: messenger RNA, 902 nt
Organism: Macroventuria anomochaeta
Lineage: Eukaryota; Fungi; Ascomycota; Dothideomycetes; Pleosporales; Didymellaceae
Product: mitochondrial import inner membrane translocase-like protein subunit tim16
Exons: 2
Coding region: 111-527 (138 amino acids)
Biological process (GO): protein import into mitochondrial matrix
Cellular component (GO): TIM23 mitochondrial import inner membrane translocase complex
Source: RefSeq, a predicted model, not a curated record